This is a messenger RNA of Histoplasma capsulatum G186AR, 995 nucleotides long. RefSeq names its product gamma-glutamylcyclotransferase. The record is from RefSeq and is a predicted model, not a curated record. Gene Ontology annotation, molecular function: gamma-glutamylcyclotransferase activity; glutathione specific gamma-glutamylcyclotransferase activity. The coding region runs from base 1 to 789 and encodes 262 amino acids. Lineage: Eukaryota; Fungi; Ascomycota; Eurotiomycetes; Onygenales; Ajellomycetaceae. The transcript is spliced from 4 exons. Gene Ontology annotation, cellular component: cytoplasm. Gene Ontology annotation, biological process: glutathione catabolic process.
AUGCCACAUUCUGCCAUACCCGCCCCUAGCUCCUGGAAGAGCCAUUUCCCCAACGGGGAUUUAUGGGUUUUCGGCUACGGGAGUUUGAUAUGGAAACCGCCUCCACAUUAUGAUCAACGUGUGCUCGGUUACAUAGAAGGCUAUGUUCGACGGUUCUGGCAGCAACGUGACCAUAAACCAACCAACUCCAAACCCUCCACAGUUUGGGGCGCAGCUUAUCACAUCCCCGCCUCCCACGCAGAGGAAGUCCAUGCCUACCUGGACGAUAGAGAAGUAGACGGCUACACAGUCCACUUCACCCCCUUCUACGCUGCACCAUCCGCCACUACCACCACUAACGACAACAGCAGUUCUACUGCUAACAAUGACACAUCUCAAACACCCCCCAUAACUUGCAUGGUCUACAUCGGUCUUCCCACAAACACACAAUUUCUCCGCAACCCCGCAGACCGUGACCCUGACAACAUCGCGCGCGUCAUCAGCCAGAGCUGCGGCCAGAGCGGCGAGAAUCGUGAGUAUUUGUACUUAUUAGAGAAAGCGCUGGAAGGCCCUGAGUUUUCUAGGGGAGUGAACGGGAAUGGGGAUGGGAUUGGGAUUGGAGGUGUUGCAGAUAGCCAUGUAGCUGAUUUGGCGAGGAGGGUGAGAGCUAUUGAGGGGAAGGACGUUAGUGAAGUGGAUCGAAAGAGAAGUGAGAUUGUGUUGGAGCAUUUGCCUGGGCCGGAGCUGGGGAGGGAGGAGAGGCCGGUGCGGAUGGAGGAGUUUGAGGGUGGGGAUGUGGAUUGUUCAUAGGGAGGAAAUGUUUGAGUUUGAGUUGUUGCACAUGUUUUAUUUCUAAAGGAAUUCGUGUUUGGUCAAGUAUAGAAUUAGAUCCUCUAGAUAAUGUGGAAAUCUGUGUCGUGCGUUUUAGCUUUGGUUGUUGUGGUGGAGAGGUGAGGUGGUAUAAAGAAUGCCCCGUGGUAGAUAUACUGUGGGCAAACAAGACUCUUGCACUUUUC